UAGGUGCAUGCUGGGGCUUGUGGCAGCCCCAGCCUGUGUGUGGGAGCGAGGCCCAUGGCCACUGGGCAAGAAGCCUGGCCCUCACCCAGACCCACCCUCACCGCUUCCUGGAGGCUCCUCUGUAACUCUUUGCCUUCUUGAGAGGAGCAGCGUGCUCUGGAAGGCAAUUCCUUGGGGGCCAGGGUUGAGGGUGUCUGUGCCAGAGUGGCAGGGACUGUGGCCUGGAAAGGGAGGUAUUUUCUAUCAGACUCUUGGGCCAGAGCUAGAGGGGUAAAAUGGGUACAAGGCUGGCGUCAGAAGCUCCCCUGGAUCGGGGGGUGAGGCCCCAGUUACUGGCAGGCAGCCCUGAUCCUGGGGCCUGUCUGCCAGCUUCUGCCUGGGUUGGCAUAGAGGACAGCCAGUUGGCCUCUUGUGCUCUGAGCUGGCUGAGCACAACGUGUCAGGGUAAGAGGGGCCCCUAAGGGGCUUCAAGCAGGAGGGCUGAGGGCACUGCCAGUUCAUCUAUGGCAGACAGCUUUGUACAGCCACCAGUACUGAGGAUAUAGGUACAGGCUACCCCCCCUACCGGCUUGGCACCAGCUGGGUCAGCUCACUGUCCCUCCAGCCUGCCCUUCCCCUAGCAUCCAUGGCUGUAGGAGUGUCCUUAGCAGGGCUGGGGGAGGGCCAGGGGCUGGCUGCUGGUUAAAUUUAGUGUGUGAGGUAGGGCAGCUACCCAAGGUCCAGCUGCCACUUGGUCCCUGCUGCCCGGGGGUGGGCAGGGGCUGGCCCUGCCUGGGGGCUAGAGGGCAGGCCUGGUUGCUUUGGGAGGCUGUUGUGGCAGUGGAGCUGAGAGGUGUGAAGUGUGUGGGGGGGUGGCCAGCUGGAGCUCCCUGAUGGCUUCUGUCUUAACCAGCAAGGUCAGAGGAACAAAGACCCGCCCCUCCGCCUGCCCGCCCACCCUGGGGCCUGCCAGCUACAGCUCAGCUCAGAGGGCCGUCUCCCUGACCCUCAGUUCAGGUUUAGAUGCAGGCUGCUUGUUGGCUCCUUGCAGGGCCUGUGGAGGUGGGGCUCUGGGGGCCUAUCACAGUUCCCUUCCCACUCUCUCCACCAAUCAGGAGCAAGAGUGAAGGGGCGAGUAGGUCACCCUUGGCCUGGGGUGUGGUUCUGGGGCAACUCCAAGCUGGUGCCUGGUGAAAGGGCACAACCACGCCUGGACAGCUGAGGCGUGAGGUGUCCCUGGGCCCAGGGCUGGCCUGUCUCCAGCCCUCUUGCUUAAUAUCCCUAAUGUCCUGCUGUGCUGAUCAGGGACCAAGGUCCAACCAUAGUGCCCUUGCAGCCUCCAGGCCAUGGCCACCAGCCCAGAAGGGGCUGGAUGGAACCCAGAGGCUGAACUUCUCACUCCCCUCCCUAACACCCCCCCAGAUUCCCGAGGCCUGGCUUGGUUACCUAGGAGAUAUGUCCACUGGCCCCGGCAAAGAUGGGGGCACUGAGAGGGCUAGGACUCAGCCAAGCCCUGCUGGGGUAAAUCUCCAGCUGCCCCAGGCUCCAUUCUUGCCUUGGGGGUCAUCCUUUCCAGCUCUGCCAAGCCCCAGGGCUGCUGGGCCCAGGCUUAGACCUCCCCCCACCCCGUGACACUCAGUCCCUCACAGUUGCCUAGACCUUACUUCUGUAUCUACCCCUAUCUGGGUCUCCUGCUCUCUUGUCAUGGGGAAACUGGGCGGGCACUGGGCCUCGCCCCAAGCUCCGCCUGCCACUUCACCCACUCCCUCUGGCUCCCUGGGGCAGAACUGUGCCCAGGCGGGUGGGGCGGGGCCCAGCUGUCCCCAGCUCCUUCAGCCCUUUUUAUCCCUUUCAGUGGGACUAGCAGGCUGCAGUGAAGUGGGUGCCCUCUUACCUUGAGUCUCCCCAAGCCAGGCUCCCCUCUCCCAGACUUGGUCAACUAAGCCUGGACCCACCUUCCCCCAUCCCCACUUUGGGGUCCUGCCGUCUGAGCUGCCUUCCUGCCUGGUCUAAGCAGAGCCAUGGCCUUGAGGGCAUGUAACCAGAGCCAGGCUACACGGAAUGGGCUGAAGGAGAAGGUGCUGACACUGGACACCAUGAACCCAUGUGUGCGGAGGGUGGAGUAUGCGGUGCGUGGCCCCAUAGUGCUUCGUGCCUUGGAGCUGGAGCAGGAACUGCGCCAGGGUGUGAAGAAGCCCUUCACAGAGGUCAUCCGUGCCAAUAUCGGGGACGCACAGGCCAUGGGGCAGAAGCCCAUCACCUUCCUGCGGCAGGUCCUGGCCCUUUGUGUAAACCCGGAUCUCCUGAGCAGCCCCAACUUCCCUGACGAUGCCAAGAAAAGGGCGGAGCGCAUCUUGCAGGUGUGCGGGGGCCACAGCCUGGGGGCCUACAGCAUCAGCUCUGGCAUCCAGCUGAUCCGUGAGGACGUGGCACGGUACAUCGAGAGGCGCGAUGGAGGCAUCCCCGCGGACCCCAACAACAUCUUCCUGUCUACGGGGGCCAGCGACGCUAUCGUGACGGUGCUGAGGCUGCUAGUGGCCGGCGAGGGCCGCACGCGCACAGGUGUGCUCAUUCCCAUCCCCCAGUACCCGCUCUACUCCGCCGCGCUGGCCGAGCUUGACGCAGUGCAGGUGGACUACUACCUGGACGAAGAGCACGUCUGGGCGCUCGACGUGGCCGAGCUGCGGCGAGCUGUGCGUCAGGCACGUGACCACUGCCGACCGCGAGCGCUCUGCGUUAUCAACCCUGGCAACCCCACCGGGCAGGUGCAGACCCGCGAGUGUAUUGAAGCUGUGAUCCGAUUCGCCUUCGAAGAGCGGCUGUUUCUGCUGGCUGAUGAGGUGUACCAGGACAACGUGUACGCCGAGGGUUCCCAGUUCCACUCAUUCAAGAAGGUGCUCACGGAGAUGGGACCUCCCUACGCCGGGCAGCAGGAACUCGCCUCCUUCCACUCUGCCUCCAAGGGCUACAUGGGCGAGUGCGGGUUCCGCGGCGGCUACGUGGAGGUAGUGAACAUGGACGCUGCGGUGCAGCAGCAGAUGGUGAAGCUGAUGAGCGUGCGUCUGUGCCCGCCAGUGCCGGGCCAGGCCCUGCUCGACUUGGUGGUCAACCCGCCCGCACCCUCCGACCCUUCCUUUGCGCAGUUCCAAGCGGAAAAGCAGGCUGUGUUGGCGGAGCUGGCGGCUAAGGCCAAGCUCGCCGAGCAGGUCUUCAACGAGGCUCCUGGCAUCCGCUGCAACCCGGUGCAAGGUGCCAUGUACUCUUUCCCGCGCAUGCAGCUGCCCCCGCGCGCCGUGCAGCGCGCUCAGGAGCUGGGCCUGGCCCCUGAUAUGUUCUUCUGCCUGCGGCUCUUGGAGGAAACCGGCAUCUGUGUAGUACCUGGGAGCGGCUUCGGACAGCGGGAAGGCACCUACCACUUCCGGAUGACCAUUCUGCCCCCCAUGGAGAAGCUGCGGCCGCUGCUGGAGAAGUUGAGCGAGUUUCACGCCAAGUUCACCAGCGAGUACUCCUGAGUACCCUAGCUGGGGCCGGGCUGGGCCGCCCCUGGACUGACUGACUGCUCAGGUCCCUGGGGGGGUUCUGGAGUCCCCUGGACUUGCUUCUGCUGCCUGGGGGGCUGGGCCCCUGCGUCUCUGCAGGUCCCUAAUAAAGCUGUGAUAGUCUGA
This is a messenger RNA of Microcebus murinus (gray mouse lemur), 3644 nucleotides long. RefSeq names its product glutamic--pyruvic transaminase (gene GPT). Gene Ontology annotation, molecular function: transaminase activity; pyridoxal phosphate binding. The record is from RefSeq and is a predicted model, not a curated record. Gene Ontology annotation, biological process: biosynthetic process. Lineage: Eukaryota; Metazoa; Chordata; Mammalia; Primates; Cheirogaleidae.